UGCCGCAACACUACGCCUGCCCUGAGGUUUGACUUAACUUUACAUACGUUACCGGUAUUUAUGCACUUUUUACGCCGAUAUGGAUGCUCUAAAGUGGGCUGGGAGAGCCAUUAUUCGGAGACCCAGUUUGGUUAAACAAUCCUGGACUGCCGGAAGACACAGAAAGCUUCCGGAGAACUGGGCCGACACAUGGGGAGCCAUCCUAGAGGGGAUGACCUUUAACCUCCAUCACAUUGGCAUGACCUUGGUGGACCAGCCCCAGGGGGAAGACCUAGCAGCAGCGGCUAUAAAGAGGAUUAUUGCCACGGCUAAAGCCAGUGGGAAGAAGGCUGAGAAAGUCGCUCUUAAAGUCUCCCUUCAAGGCAUCACUUUCUACGACAUCGCCACCAAUAGAUGCAUGGAAAAUAUCUCCAUCUACAAGAUAUCCUUCUGCACAGUGGACAAAGUGCACGACAGAGUGUUUGCAUUUAUCGCUGAGAGCACUCUCAAUGGGACGGUGGCGUGCCACGCCUACCUGUGCUCCACGAGGAAAGUGAAGCAAGAAGGCAAGUCGAGCCUAGUUGAGGUGGAGAGGUCAGCAGUAAUUCCAACAUGGACAUUCUUAAAGAUGUUACCCCUGACAACCUGCUGGACUUUGAGGGCAAUGUGACGAGUGGAGCGGAGACCAAUAGCAACGUUGAUCAGCUGGACAACCAGAGCACAUCUGAGAGUAUUAAUAACCUCGCCUGGACUGGCCAUGUCGCGUUCUAACUCCCAGAUCCUGGACGCUGGGGUGACUCCCCAAGACUGGCUGACUGAACCCGACUGGGACGGCGCUGAUGGAAACACCCUCACCUGCCGCUUCAGCUCCUGACCACCCUGACGCAUCAAAAAGAGGCAAGUUUCACGAAUGCAGGGUGACUUUGCGGGGUUUUACUGUCUAUUUCGGAGUCCCAACGGCAGAUUUGUGGACACAAACAUAGACAGAUGGCCUUAAAACACCAAAGCAAUAAUACAAUUAAUAAUAAUAAUAAUAAUAAUAAUAACAAUACAUUUUGUCUUUGUCUUUCGUUGCUGCAAACAUCCAUAACACAUUUAUUGUUUAUUCGUUGUCAGUUAACAUACUUCACUUUGAUCAGAUCAUUUAAGAUAGAUCUCUAAAUUUAAAAUAAAUUGAUUAGGUUGGUUUAUUUUGGAAUUGAUUUAUAUUUUAAUAAUAAUAACAAUAAUAAUGGAUUCGAUUUUAUAACCCUUUUCAAGGCACCCAAAGCGCUUCACAUUGAAGUGAACCCAUUAUUCAUUCACUCCUCAGUCACACACUGGUGGUGGUAAACUAUAUCUGUAGUCACAGCUGCCCUGGGGUAGUCUGAUGGAAAUGUGGCUGCCAACUCCUACGGCCUCUCCGACCACCACCAAACAUUCAUUCACAUUCAUACACCAGUGUGGGCAGCGCUGGAGGCAAGGUGGGUGAAGUGUCUUGCCCAGGGACACAACGACGGUGACUGGGUGGAGGGAGGAUUGAAACGCUAACCUUCCGGUAUUUAUGUAAUCCUUGUAUCAUGAACCUUGACCCAAAUUACUGGCUAAUUCAAUAAUAUUGUGAUAUAAUUUGUAUUACAUAAUUAUAAUAAUAAAACAGUCAUUUAAAUGUAGCUUUUUUCCGCCAGUAUUAACGCUAAAAUUUUAAAAAACAGUGUUGUUAAAUGCUAUUUUUACAUCAACAUGUUCCAUGCAUUUUGUAAUUUCAGCACAAAAACUAUUUGUAGUAAACAAAUUUACUAUUUUAUUCUUAUUUUUUACAUUAAUUUGAAGAAAAAAAAGCUCAACCUCCAGAAGUGGGUAUAAAAUGUAUAAAUUUGACCCAGCAUUAAUAACAUUUUUGGGGAUUUAACUCAUUUCAACACACAAAAAAGUGGGUCCAACAUUGAUUUAUUUUUUGGUAUUUUUGUUUUAAUUAUUGAACUAAGAAAUUAUUUAAAAUAUUACAUUGAUAUAUUUUUUAAAUAAAAUUCAAUUGUUGCCCUUUUUGCACAUAUUUUAUUAAUAAUGAUACAGGCCUAAAGGUCAACCCAAUAACUUAUCUUAUCAAUUAAAUGAAUACAUGUAUACAAAAAAAGGAGCAGCUGGGUUUCUACUGCUAUCUUCUAUUACUGAGUUCCGUAUUCUCAAUGAUUUAUGCCAUCUGCAUCAUCUGCAUUGGGAAAGAUGAAAUGAAAGAGGGUGCUCCAUGUAACCAGCAGGUGGCAGUAUUGUACCAGCCUCACCCAUGAGGGUCCAACAGUGAAGUUGGGUUGGGUUACAAAUUACUUUUCUGAUGCUGAGCACACCUUCAGAUAUGUUCUGUCUAUUGUCUUACAGCGUCAGCUGGCUUCCAUGCUCCAAAUUCAAAUUGAGAGGAGAAAAAAGUAUUCUUUUGACCAAUACUAUAUGCUAUAGUGACUUCUGUACGCACACGUUUUCCUUCCACGUUCUGCACGCGACCCUGUGACGUUGAAAGUCAUGCGCUCCCUCCGUCGUACCGUCUGAGGCUCAGCCAAUCAGUUUCUAUCUGAACAGCGAGUCCCACCCUGCUUACUUAACCACCUGCAUUAUUUAACAGUCUUUCCUCACGCUUGGAUGGAAGCAUGCGGACAGGCUGAGAAAGUGCACUCUCUCAGUCAGAGAAUGGACAAUCACUUACUCUGCAAUGGCUACAAGGUUGCGACGCCUCAACGGUCGAGUGAGAAAGAUGUUUAAAAAUGAUACUGGAGGGGGGGAAAAAAACCUACAAUUUUUGCGUUUAUGGGUUGCAAGGCAACCGGAAAAAACAACAGUUGCAUUAUGUGUACAUAAAGGCCUCGGAAAUGUAAUGAUAACCAAUGCAAGAAGUGAAAAAUGCAUGACCACCAUGUACUGUAUCCCACUGGGCAUCCAGUUGAAAUGUAUUUGCUAACAUAUGGAGUAAGUGUGCACCAGAAAUAACCCCAAAGUGCAGAAUCGCACUUUGCAAGGGGCAAAAACUGUACAGUAAAUUUUAGCAGCCUUGUUCCCCGUCACUGCUUGGUCAAAGAUGCCUCUUCAAUGAAGCUAUUAGAUGGGAAGUGAUGCCAGCCUGCUUGGCCAAGUGGCGCAAGUCCAAAGCUGAAGUGUUUCCCCCGAGCAACCUCAUGGAAAAGACAACUAUUUUACAUUUGUCAGAAGGAUAAGCAAGGGGAAGUGUGUCUCAAAGACAACAAAACUCGGAGGAAUGACAAGAAUAAAAGCAUGGGACCGGUCUAUGUGCUGGAUUACUGGGAAUGGUUAUGCAAUGAAUGGCUGUGUGCGUGGGGAAAAGCUAAAAAGUCUUUAUAGGGAUCAUUUCAAAGGUCACUUGUACAAUAAUAGCUCACAUAUUAGAGGCCUCCACUCUAAUUGACACAAUGCCUUAAUUGAUCGUCCACUUAAAUUAUAUCUUCAAUUAUACAGAAUUAUUCGUAAGUCUCCACGACUAUGAAUAGCCAUGAGUCCUCCUCUCAAAUAAACACCUCAUGUUUUGCCUUUAGAAAAAAAAAAAAAGAGGGGCGCCACUAGGUAGCUGUUAUUUUCUUUACUAGAGAUAUAUUUCUAAGCGCUACAGUUUGAGAAUACAGUGAAAAUAAAGGCUGCCUCUCAAAUAAACGCCUGCUUUUUUCCAACCCAGAGAAAAGCGGUGCAAUUAGUUAGCUGUUAUUACCUUGACAAUUAAUAGCCAUGUUUCCAGUAAGCGCUGCUUUUUGACAGAGUACAAAUAAAGGCCUCCUGUUGAAUAAACGCCUCCUUUUUCCCCCUCAGGAAAAAAACACAAAUCUGUGUGCCGAUAAGUAGAUGUACUGUAAUUACGUUUAAGAUAGCAACACUUCUAGUUGGCACUACAGCUGGUGGCAGUACAGGACAAAUAAAGGCCUCCCAUCCAAUGGACGCCUCCUUCAAAUAAACACCUUUUUUCCUCCUCAGGAAACAACAAGACACUUGUUAGCUUUACUGAUCAUUACUAUAGAAACUUUUCCAAUAAGUACUACAGUUGAUGGCAAAGUACAAAUAAAGGCCUCCCCUCCAAUGGAAGCCUCCUUCAAAUAAACACUCUGCAGGUGAGUCAUUUGAAAAAGACAUCUGUUUUAACGUCUGCUUCCUUCCAUGUCUGUAAUUUCCCAGUGCACAUCAAAAUAAACACAAAUGGGCAAAAAUUGAGCACUGAAAAUAUUUAUUUCUUAAUAAUACAUAUAUUACAUAACACAUACUUGGGCAGCCCCUAAUUGUGUUUUUUAAAAAAAGAAUUUGGCACUGACAGAAGAUAAUAUGCGGUUUUACAACCAACCGAUGCAGUAUUUUGUGAAAUGCCAACCUCUCCAGGUGUCAGUCCAAAGGGUGCGCUACUACCUUUGUAAAGACAGGACUGGGAUGACCACUCUGAGCUAAAAUCAAAUCCAAAGGGUGCGUGUGGGCUGAGGCCAAAUGAGGCAGAAAAGCGCUGCCGUGGGGGCCCAGAGAAAGACGGCUAAUGGGAGUCUGAGGGCGUCUGUAAUGAGAAACACGGGAGAGGGGGAGCAGAAACGGAGGGUAAGGGUGGUAAAUGGGAGCACAAAGGUGGGCGAGUGUGGAAGGAGAUAGCGCAGGGAAGGAAAACGGAGGGUUUGAGGGCAGAACACAAGAUAAAAGAGUAACUGACUCCCUCGGCACACGUGCAGCGUUUCCACAUUCAAUUCAAUCCUGCCUGUGUUAUUGUUUCAGUUUGGCCACUGUAUUAAUGUAACAGUAUGCUUAUGUUGAGCAUUUUCCACCAUGGACAAGGCCAAAGGAUGCAUUGGAUCGCAGGCAGGUGUACCUAAUAAUGUGGCCAAUCAGUGUAUUUAACAUAAUACACCCCACAGCAAACUACAAUAUUACAAAUAUUACUUAUUGUGGCAUGUAAGUAGGGGGGGUAGAUAAAUGUUGAUUGUUUUUCAACCUACUGUCAAUACAGAACUUUCUUUUUUUUUUUUUUUUUGCAUUGAAGUGAAUAUUAUUUGGUAUAGUGUGGAUUUUUUUCUUUCACAGCACAAAUGAAAUAAUACAGUAAU
Molecule: messenger RNA, 5033 nt
Organism: Dunckerocampus dactyliophorus (ringed pipefish)
Lineage: Eukaryota; Metazoa; Chordata; Actinopteri; Syngnathiformes; Syngnathidae
Gene: ldlrap1a
Product: low density lipoprotein receptor adaptor protein 1a
Exons: 7
Coding region: 80-649 (189 amino acids)
Cellular component (GO): early endosome
Source: RefSeq, a predicted model, not a curated record